AUGGAUAAUCUGGCGGAAUAUCUUGUACGUUCAGGAGUGAUAUGCAGGCUUAUAUGUAUUACGGAUACUGACGGUAAAAAUUCCUAUAUUGACAUGAAAUUGAAGGAUCAUGAUGAUACCAGUGGUCUACAGGAGUGGAUAUUCGGCCGGAGAAUUGAAGCAUGCGAUUAUACUUUACCUACGCGAAGCAAUCGUAUUAGUAAUAAGCAUUUCAAGUUAUGGAUGAAUACCCGUGAUCGUAAUAAAAGUCAUGAUGCCAACGUGAUGAUUCAGGAUACCAGUACCAAUGGCACAUGGAUCAAUGGUUCAAAAUUGAUCAAGGGUGCCAACUAUAUAUUAGCGCAGGGUGAUGAAAUUAGCAUUGGAAUAGGCGUUCCUGCGGAUGUAAUUAGGUUUGUGGUUCACUUCCCUAAGUAUUCCGGUUUCAGUAAUGAAGAAGAUAGCGGGUUGCAAGAGACUUUUGGAGGGACCAAACUCAAGCCAGAGAAACAGGGUAAGGAAAUUACCACAGUACCAUUGAAUAGACGGGCGUCAGAGCAUCAUCAGCGGCCAAAGACUGGAAUAUUGGCAGACUUUAUAAUACGAGACGAGAUCGUGGGGUCUGGUGCGUUUGCUACAGUGAAGAAAGCCAUAGAGAGAAGUACUGGAGAAACAUAUGCUGUGAAAAUCAUCUCUAAAAAGAAGGCUCUAACUGGGGCUCUUGAAGGUGUCAGUAAAGAGCUAAGGAUAUUACAGAAAUUGCAUCAUCCCGGUAUUGUUUCCUUGAAAGCCUUUUAUGAGGACGAUGACGAAGAUUACUUGGUAAUGGAAUAUGUUCCCGGUGGAGAUUUGAUGGAUUUUGUUGCUUCUUAUGGUGCUGUCGGUGAAGCAGCUGGACGUGAAAUUGCACGCCAAAUACUGUUGGCGAUCAGAUACGUUCAUUCAAAGGGCAUUUCCCAUCGUGAUCUUAAGCCCGAUAAUAUAUUAAUAGCUCAGGAUGAUCCUGUGACGAUUAAAAUUACUGAUUUUGGUUUGGCUAAAGGUCAGGACAAAUCAAACAUGUUGAAGACUUUUUGUGGAACUCUUGCUUAUCUUGCGCCCGAGGUUAUUACCGGUAAGUAUGGGCCGCGUAUAAGUGGUAAGAAGCGAUACUUGGGUAAUGGUAAGAGUUUAGAGGAUUCCUACUCGAACAAGGUCGAUAUGUGGUCCAUUGGUUGCUUGCUCUUUGUCAUUUUAACUGCGCAUCUACCGUUUAGUGGAUCCACACAGGAGCUUCUUUUCAAAAAUAUUACGGCCGGUAAUUAUCAUGAGGCGCUCUUGAAGGAAAAUGCCGUCUCUCUUGAAGGCCGGGACUUUCUGAACAGGCUUUUAGAGGUAGACGUCUCUCUUAGGAUGAAUGCAAAAGAGGCUUUGAAUCACCCUUGGAUCCGGGAAAUCUGCCCGGAAGAUUCCCAGAUCAGUUUAUCUCAGAGUCAGUCUUAUCAACAGAGACUCUCUCAACAGAUGUCUCAACGCGUUGCUGCUAGGGCUGACGUUAAAGCUGCAGUUACUUCCAACUUGCGUGUUAGUUCACACAACAGCCAUCACGAACGAAUGACCUUCAAAGUUCCGGACAUCCCGAAACCUUCUCAACGUGCUGCUACUACCAAUAUUAGUGCGGGUUCUUCUUGCAGUUAUAUCACCACUGAUCCUGUCUGUGAAAAUGAUGUGGAGACGGCCAACUCUACAGCAUCCAUAUCUGCUCCCCUAGAUAUAAUUAGGACCGAUGUACAAACCCCUCCGGGGACGUUUCUUUCUUUAAAAUUGAUUUCUUCAACAAAGGAUAUCAAGCUCAAGCCACAAAUACACAUUAGACAGGGUAAAACAAUGUUCUACUUUGGUCGUUUCAACGAUCUUGAUUGCACCAUUACAGAUGAACGGAUCUCAAAACUCCACUGCAUUUUAAUGAAGAAGAGGCAUCCAAUUCAGCAGACUUCUAUAUUUGAAUCGCCUGCUAUGGGAUUAGAAGACAUUUGGCUGCUGGAUUUGAGUACUAACGGCUGUUUCAUUGGUGAUAGAAAAAUUAAGAAGGGACAUAAGGUGAAAAUUCACAACGGAGACCUUAUCAGCCUAUUUAGAGACAAACAGAAAGGUGAUGGAUUGACGUAUCAGAUAAUUGUUAACGAUGGUACCGGCCUAUUUCACAGCGGUGAAAGGGAUUCUGAGGUAUGUGAGGAUGACCCGAUUGAGCCUCUGGAUAACUUCGAUAUCAAACUGGCAAAGGAUAAAAUCACUGCUUGCUUGAAUAAUGGAAAGUUUGCAUCGUCGUCAUCGAAGCGGAUUCACAAAAGGAAGCUUACUGAAAGUAGUCAGCCUAACUCAAUUGAUGAUGGCUCUCAGAGAUUGAAGAAGACCAGAAGGGCAGACUUGGUCGAAUAA
Messenger RNA from Brettanomyces nanus, 2397 nucleotides. RefSeq lists its product as uncharacterized. The record is from RefSeq and is a predicted model, not a curated record. Gene Ontology annotation, molecular function: protein binding; ATP binding; DNA replication origin binding. Gene Ontology annotation, cellular component: nucleus; cytoplasm. Gene Ontology annotation, biological process: protein phosphorylation; meiotic recombination checkpoint signaling; DNA repair. NCBI's taxonomy places the organism in Eukaryota, Fungi, Ascomycota, Pichiomycetes, Pichiales, Pichiaceae. The transcript has a single exon. Bases 1 to 2397 code for a protein of 798 amino acids.